GGAGGGGUUGGUUUGGGUGGAGAGAAAGCGAAAUGACACGAAGCAUCAGAGUCAACAUCACAUGUUUGCGUUUCACUCCACAAUUCACAUAGCUCCUUCAUCUCAUGCACAAAACUACCCUCCCAUGUGGGGGCACAGACACAUCAUCACAUCCACCACCGCCACAGCCGCAGAUACUAUCCAACCCCAAAAACGACGUCGUUUUCCCCCCGACCCUCGAACCCUACCACCUCCACCGCCGCGGCCAUGAGCCCCCUUCGUGCAUGGUGACCCGCGCCGCCGCCGCCGCCUCCUCGUGGCUGCGCCACCGCCGGAUCCGGUACUUUUUCCUCGUCCUCUGCUCGCCACUCCUCCUCCUCGUCGUCUGUGCCGCGUUGCCCUUCCUCUGCGCCGCCGAGCUCUGCCUCCGUCGCCGCGGCAGCCUCUGGGGGAAGCUCCUCCGUCGCGGUGACGCCGCCGAUCGCCUCCGCCGCUGCGAGGAAGGGUGCUGCGAAGAGGAGCGGGAGGAGGAGAAGGGGCUGUUGCAUCGCUACCUCGAAGAUCAGCUUCUUCUCGUUGGAUCCAUGUACGAGUGUGGCGAGGAAGAAGAAGAAGAAGAUUCUAGAAAGGUUGAAGAUAUUGAAAGGAUAGGUAGUAGCAGUAGUAGAAUCCCUCUAUUGAGAUGAUCGGAGAAAAAACCCUUUCUUUUAUUUUUUUAUGACUUUUGUGUACAUAGAUGUCUAAUUUUUUAUGCUUGAUUUUUUUUUAUAGAAGAAAAAAAAACUGGAUUGAGGUUUCUGGGUACUACUAGUUGGCAGCAGGUUGCAACGCUGUUCUUAGUUUUUUUUUUAUUUAAAUUUUUAACUGUUUUCAUAAUUUCCUUCAAUUGAACGUCGAAAAGCGUUAGUUAUCAAGGAUUGAAUAACAAUUUUUUUGAUGCUUUA
This is a messenger RNA of Glycine soja, 923 nucleotides long. RefSeq lists its product as uncharacterized. Lineage: Eukaryota; Viridiplantae; Streptophyta; Magnoliopsida; Fabales; Fabaceae. The record is from RefSeq and is a predicted model, not a curated record. Bases 105 to 665 code for a protein of 186 amino acids. The transcript has a single exon.